AUGCCUCUCAAAAUCCUCAUAUGCGGCGCCGGCAUCGCAGGCAACGCCCUUGCGUUCUGGCUCUCCAGACUAGGCCACUCCAUCACCGUCAUCGAGCGAACCCCUUCCCUCCGAACUUCAGGAUUACAGAUCGACCUACGUUCACCGGGAAUUGAAGUCCUCCGUCGGAUGGGCCUGGAGGAAGCCUUCCGAAAGAAAACCGUUGCCGAGCAAGGCCUGCGUCUAGUCGAUAAGAAGGGGAAGGAUUGGGGGUUUUUUCCUGCAAAUAGAUCCGGGGAGGGACUUCAGAGUUUCACGACUGACUACGAGAUCAUGAGGGGUGAUAUGUGUCAACUGUUGUUCGAUGCUUGUAAGGACAAGGUCGAUUUUAGGUUUGGGUGCUCUGUUGUUGGUAUAACCCAGAGUGAGAGCGAGGUGGAAGUUCUGUUUUCAGACAGCAAUGUUGAAAAGUUCGACCUUGCCGUUGGAGCAGACGGCCUAUGGUCACGAACAAGAAGACUUAUGCUCGGCGUUGACGUUGCCAACGAUGAUGCGAAUCCAGGCUACCACCCGAUAAACGUCUAUGCAGGAUACUGCACAAUUCCGCAGGCUGUCGGCGCAGGCGAAGGAUACAAUGCCACUGCUUUCCUUACCACCGGCGGGCGGGGAAUCAUGACCCGGCGCCACGAUCCACAGUGGUACCAGGCGUACGUCCUCUGCAACCCUGCGUCGUCUGUGCGAUUACAAACUGCUGAGAGGGGCGACGUCGAGGCAGAGAAAUAUGGAAUGGCCGACGUAUUCCGCGGGGCAGGUUGGGACUGUGAUCGGAUUCUCCAGGGUGUUGUUGACUCUGAUGACUUCUACUGCGAGCGCAUGGGCGUCAUCAAAUUGGAUCAGUGGUAUCGCGGGCGUGUUGCGCUGGCUGGUGAUGCAGCGCAUUCACCCUCUGCGAUGACUGGGAUGGGUACAUCAAGCGCCAUGGCCGGGGUGUAUAUCCUUGCUGGGGAGAUCGGCCGGCACUGUGGAGCAGCUUCAGGUAGUUCUAAACAGAACAUCACCGCUGCCUUCGAGGAGUAUGAUCGGAAGUUCAGACCUUUUAUGGACGAGGUUCAGAAAGGGCUGACGGACAGGGAGAACUAUAUGGACAGAUUUCCCUCCUCGUCGUUCGGAAUUGGCUGUCUAUAUUAUAUGUUCUGGAUUGCCUCGUUACUGAGACUGGAUGUUUUCGCUCAAUGGCUGCUGCGAGAGCGUGUCUCGGGCUGGGAGCUGCCCAAGUACCCAGAGAUGGAUGUGAAGAAGAGUAAUUGA
Messenger RNA from Aspergillus versicolor CBS 583.65, 1287 nucleotides. RefSeq lists its product as uncharacterized. The coding region runs from base 1 to 1287 and encodes 428 amino acids. Lineage: Eukaryota; Fungi; Ascomycota; Eurotiomycetes; Eurotiales; Aspergillaceae. The record is from RefSeq and is a predicted model, not a curated record. Gene Ontology annotation, molecular function: FAD binding. The transcript has a single exon.